Messenger RNA from Nezara viridula (southern green stink bug), 6596 nucleotides. The record is from the annotation of a GenBank genome assembly. NCBI's taxonomy places the organism in Eukaryota, Metazoa, Arthropoda, Insecta, Hemiptera, Pentatomidae.
AGGAUUUGGUUUCGUAACAUUUCAAUGUGAGGACGUUGUGGACAAAGUCUGCGAGAUACAUUUUCAUGAAAUAAACAACAAAAUGGUGGAGUGCAAGAAGGCGCAGCCGAAGGAGGUGAUGCUGCCGGCCAACCUGGCGAAGACCCGGGCCGCCGGGAGGGGAGCUUACGAUUUCAUGUGGUCGUUGGGGGCCUUACCAGAUGGUUUCCCAGCGGCGGCCUACGCUGCUUACGCUGCGGGUAGAGGGUACAGCGGUUACCCGAGCUUCGGCCUUCCCUACCCAGCAGUGGACCUAACAAACGGACAGCUGACUCCAAACAAUAACACACCACUCCUAACUCAAGCUUUAUCAGUGAUGAACAACUACCAGGCGGCAGCGGCAGCCGCAGCCGCAGCGGCGGGUUUCGGCCCUCCUGCCUCGCCGCACACGCCGCGGGCCGCAGGGUUCCCUGGGGCGAACAGCCCGGGACCUGCUCUGGACAUGUACACUUCCACGCCAGGCCCGCAGCCCGAGUACGUCCAAGCAGCCAGUCCCCAGAGUUCGGCCUUCCCGACCAUUGCUGUCAGUAGGGCACCCAUCACCUACAACCCUGGUCCUUUGAUACCAGCAGCAUUUACCAACGGCUAUCACUGAAGUCGCAGUCCUAGCAUUCUAGGAAAGUAGUUGGAGUCCCCCGUUAGUAACCUGUAGCGAGGUGUAGUAAGUUAAAACAGUUCUCUCUGCCUGAGUGUGACCAGGGUGGGCGAGCCCGCCAUCACACUCUUCUAAUACAAUAUCCCUAGAUCGUAAGAGGUACCUUUGUACAGAAACUGCACUUGCAGCCUCUGAACUGUCAGUUUUUCGAUGUAUGUAUACAUAAAAACAUAUAUAUGCUUUUCCUUUUUUUUUUCUUCUUUAUAUAUCAUUUUUUGUUUUUUUUUUCCAAAAAUGCCACUCGUGUAUACAUACAUUUAUAAAACUUAUUCAAGUUAUGUAUAUAUUUGUUUUCACUCCUGUGUAUUGUAAUGAGAAAAAAAAAAAUAACUGAAAACCUUAUUUAAAAAAAAAAUUAAAAAAUACUAAAAAAAAAAAAUUAUUUCAAAAAAAAAAAUAUGAAAAAGGUACUAUUCUACCCUACACUGUACCCAUCCUUUGGUAGCGCCUUUCAUUUUAUAAAAAUAAAAUAUCGUUACACCUAACCUUUAUUUUCAUAACAGAGUCCUACUUAGGCGUGUAAACUGUGUGUUUUGUCCGCUCUUGUUUGGCGAAACACUAAAGCUCACUUAUAUGCAUGAAAUAUUUUAAUCUAUAAUAAUAAUAAUAAUAAUAAUAAUAGUAAUUUAAAAAAAAAAAGUUAUUUGUAAAUAAUAUUUGGGCGCAUAAUAUAAGUGCACAGUCUAUACUUGUACCCAAUUGUCGCUCUUGUUAUAAUUGUUGACGAUUUUGAAUGAUUUUUCGUAGUAUGUUAUAGUAAAAGAAGAAAAAAAUAUUAUAUUUUUUUUCUUUGUUUUUAUUUUGUACAUUGUUAUUAUGGCUACACUAUUCGGUAGGGAAAUGUUAGUCACCGUUAGAAGGAACAUUAAAUGAUCAAUAAUUUGUUCAAAUUAUCCGAUAAUGGGUCAUCAACUUUUACCCUCUUUUUUUUAUUGACAAAUAUAUAUAGUUGUUGAUUUGUUUUGUUGAUAUAAUAAAUUGAUAUUUUAAUACUUACAGGGUAUUCUAUUUAAUAAUUUUUAUGGGAAUACAGGAGACGUAUGAUCUUAUUCAUUGAUAAUCAAAUCACGUUGGACCAACAUGGUAAUCUAAAUAAGAGAAGUUCAUUGAUUGGAGUUUAACUCCUUCCUGGCGUCUCACAUUAAUUUUAUCACAUUUUUAUUUUUUAAUUUAAUUCUCUGGGCAAAAUGUUCUUAUAAAAGGCCUAAAAUAAAAUCUUAACUUAAAAAAAAAUCGAAUACUGUUCGUAUACCUCCAUAGCCUGUUUUUUAAUAAGUAUGCUAUUUGUUGUUGUUAAAUUAAAGUUUUUUACUUAUUUAAAAAAAAUAAUAAUAAUAAAAAAUUAAAGAAAAUAGCAUACUCUACAUAAGUAUUAAAUUAUUUUUUGUACAUAUUUAAAUUUUAUUGAAUGAAAAAAUAAAAUAAAAGCAUAAAACAAAAUUUAGUUAAAUAGGUUUUUUUUGGGGAUGUUUGACUUGAAUUGUAGUGGGCAAGUUUUUUCUAUUGUUUGAUUUUUUUUUAAAGAAAUCAUAAUUGAUAAUGUACAUAUUUAAAAAAAAAUAAGAAAAAAAUGAGGGAAUACAAUUUUCUCCUUCUAAAUGUAGCUUUUAGUGUGACCCAAUUGUAUCAUAUUUACAGCUCACAUUUUCCCAAUGGCGUACAUUAUAAUAUGCGCUAAAUAUAUAAAUAAUUGUUGAUAAAUAACUGGGUUUGUUAUAUAGUAAAUAUUUAAAAAAAAAAAGAAAGAACACAUAUUUUAUCGAUUGGAUGCAUUGGAAAAGAACAAUCUAAUGGAUAUGUCGUAUUGUUUUAUGUGAGCGCGCCUAUAUACAUAUUAUAUAUAUUUAAAUAUAUAUAUAUAAAUAUAUAUACAUAACUCUAUAUAUUAUAUAUAUUUAUACAUAACUUUAGGAUAUGGUUUCACUACCCAUCUCCUUCCUAAUCCUCGAAACCUAUACCCUGUUUCUAUCUCUCUCACCCUUUGUCAUAUAAAUGAGAGUUAAAACUCAGAACAAAAGCAAUACUUAAUGUACUUUAGAAUUAAUAAUAUAUAUAAAUAUAUAUAUAAGGAUGUCAUUUGUCGUAGCCAGCUUGUGAAAAUGAGAAUAAAUAAAAAAACUUUAAUAUGAUCGAUUGUAAAUGAAAAAAAAAAUAUUGUAUUUUGAUACCAUGGAAUAAUGUUAGUAAUAAUUUACUGUGAGGCUCUGUAGCUGGUCUAAGUUUUUUCGAACAGCAGUGGGCAGGAUGUAGUUUUUUCGACCCCUGUUGAAUAAAAAAAAAUAUAUAUAUAUUAAAAAUUUUUCUAAAAAAUAAACAAAAAAAAAAAGCGCGCUUCGUCCCAGUUACCUACACACCAGCUAGCGUCUUGUACUUGUACUCGACUUGCCUCUCAUAUAUUCUUUAGAUAAUCUACUUUACUAGUACCUGUAAGCAAACAAUUCAUGCCUACCAUAGUUUAUCGAUAGUACUUAUUAAAAAAAAAAAAAAAGUAACUAUAUAUUAUUUAAAAAAUAAAUAUUGCAAACAAUCCAAAAUAUUGUAUACUUAAGAUUAAGCCUCUUUAUAGUAUAUUUAAAAAAAUGAAACGAUAUAGUUUACAAAUUUUUAAAAAUGAGGAAACACAUGUUUCUGCCUUUGUAUAAAAAUUUACUCAACUUCCACCAGCUACUGUCUUAACCUUUGCCUAGAAGGCAGCUUCACAAACUGUAUACAAAAUAUCCUGUGUAAUCUUGUAUAUAUAUAUAAUAGGCUAGCUUCUGUCUCAGUUCAAUCUAUAGAGCACCAUUUAUAAUUAUUAUUAACGACUGUCGAUUAUAGACUAUGUUUUCAGUUUUAAAAAUAUAUAUUUUAUUUUUUUUUUAAAUUAUAUAUAUAUAGGCGUACGCUUGUAAAGUGUAUACCUAUAUAUAUAAAAAAACUCCUUUUAACAAAUAUAUAUUUUAUAAUCACACAAACAAUGUGUAUGUAUGAAGCAAUGAGACAAGUGAUUGAAUAAUUUUAAGUUAAGAGUGUAGUAGAGCCUAUCAUUGUGUACAUACGCGUCUAUAUACUUUUUUAUGAGAAUUUUUUUUUUUUUAAUCUAUUUUAUUUUUUUAUUUUUUUUUUCGAAUCCUGUUUCCAGCCUUAGACGAAAGUAUAGUAAUUUAUUUUGUUAGGCGGAGAGAGUCUAGGGUUAACUAUAUGAUAUAGGCCACAGAAUCGAAACUAGCAAAGCCAGUUUAUAUAGCCAACGUAUUACCAAAAACCUUUACUAGAGAAGUCUUCGAGCUAGCUAUUAUGCGUCGGUUCUGAAUUUAAAAAUCGAUUUUUUUUUCAUUUAUCGAUAUGUAUUAUACUGGCCAGCUUAUCGAUCAGUUGUUUUCAUUUUCAAUUCAUCGAAUUCUUUGAAUCGUCCGAAACAUUUUCUUCCCUUGCACCAGAACCGACCUCUUUGCAUUUUUUCUCUCUAGUGAAUAGCUUUUUGUCUUUUGUUUGAUUUCUAUACUAUUUCUAUAUACUGAAGAUGUGAUAUUAGACCCGUUUGCGUUUAUAAACUAUUUCACAUAGAAUGAAAAAAAUAAUAAUUAAAGUAUAUACAUUUAUAAAUCAAAUAUAAUUUGAUCUCACGUUUUCUAUGGCAGCUUUAAUACUUUAAAUAAUAAUGUUAAUAAAAAAAAAUUUAAACUUAAAUAUUUAGAAUCGAGCAAUAUAAGAAACGGUGUUUUUGUACUCAAAUUGUUUUUAAAUUAUAACAAAAAUAUAUAUAUUUUUUCAUAUUUGAACCAUAUUUAUAUAAGAUGAAUUUUUAAAAUAUAAAAAUAGAUCAUUUUAUAAUUUUAGCAGAAGUUGUGAAUAGUUUUAUUUCUAUAGAAUUUUUUUUUUUAAUUUUGAUUAUUUUUUUUUUAAUGUAAUAAUUUUUCAUCGAGCCCUAGUUACUGGUGACAUUUUUAGGAAUAGGUAUAAAAGACAUCGGGAAAGAUUGUGAUAAAAACUGUUUUCCUGCUAUUCUAAUUGUCUUAUAGUUAUUUUUGAGUUUUUUAAUUAUUGUAGUUUUUUUUUUGUUUUGUUUUUAAAAUAAAAAUUGUGAAAUAUGAAAUGCUUAGUAUAGACGAUGGUUUGUGUAACUUAGUCCAGUAAAAAUAAUAUUAAUCUUGUCACAUGCUUCUUCAUUACUUUUUUAUUUAAAAAAAAAAAUAGAAAAUUAUUUUAUUGCUUGAAUCUCGUGUAAUUUCUAUUUAAUUGUAUAAUAAUUCAGUAGUCGCUUAUAGCAUCUGUAUAUUUUGUUUAUAAUAAUAAUAAUAAUAAUUAAAUAUGUACCUGUUUCUUUAAUAACUAACUUGAUGGCGACUUUUAAUAAUUUAUUGUUAAAACUACCUCUUUAGAAAAAUUUUUACUGGGCUAAGUGUUUUCCGUAACAAAUGAUUUUUUACACGUAACAUAACAUAUCACCAAUUAAUAUCCAUUUGUAAAAAAAAAAAAGAAGUGUGGCUCAUACAAUCUCGUUUAAAUUUUUUCACAAAAAAAGAAAAAUUAAUAAAGACGAAACGAAAAAAGCCACAUAAGUACAACUCUUUUAAAAUAUUGUUUCUUCUAAUAAUUAUCUCUCUCUUUCCGUAUAUUCCUCAUUCCGAUUUUUUCCGUGCCUGUGUUUUUCUGUCGCUAGUAUGUGGUCUAUAAGAUGUAGGGUUAGCUAGCUGGAAUAUUUUGGGCCACCCCGCCUAUCGAGGUGUGGCUCCUACCCCUUCAUGAGGGUUCUGACAAUAUAUAAAUAUCUAAAAAGUUUUUUGACAAAAAAUAAAUUUUCGUUCCUUUACAAGUAAAUAAAUAAUAAAAAAAAAUAAGAAUAUAUGUGAAGACGAAAAAAUUGGCCUUAUUGAUUCUUUUUAAUAUCGAUGUGACGUAGAAGGUGUACCCGAAAUUUUUUGAAAAUCUCCUCCCCCCUCCUCUUACAUAUUUCGAUUUUUUACAAUUUUUUUUUGUCUUAAAUGUUACGUCCAUUUUUCUAUAAAACUCAUCCUGAACUUUUCCCCUGCCGGCAUCUAUAAUCUGCAUAUUUUUUAUAAAUCUCUUAUCAGUAUUAUCAAAUUUUCUUGUGUAUGGACCUAUUUAGAGAAAAAAAAAAUCACCAUUUUUUAUAUUACAUAUGAGCUGAACACCAAUCUACGUUAUUUAGAUGAAAAUCUCAUUUCAGCCGAAAGGUUUUUAUUAUUAAAACAAAUAAAACGUGAUCUUUUAAAUAUUGUUAUAUGGUAACGUGUUUGAUUCUCUUGUGUUUAAAAAAAAAAAAUUAUCUUGUUCUUGUAAGAUUUUUUUUUUUUUUCAAAAAAGUAAAAAACAUUGAAAGGUAGUUGAACAAAGAGAAAACAUCGUGCCAUUCAUAACAGAAGAGGAUCAAACAUAAUUUAUCCACUCAAAGAACGUAGAAAGCGUCUAGAUAUAGCUGAAAGCCUAUUUAAAGUUUAUCUGUAUGCAAUGGAGUUUUUUACUGAAAAAAAAAUUAAUAUUUACAAAUGUUUUAAGGUAUCUAAGUAGAUUGAUUUUGCAAUAAGUCAAAAAAGAAAAAAAAAAAAAAAAGAGAGCAAUAAUGCAUUUUUUUGCAAAAUGAAAAACUUGGUAACUUUAAAUCAGCUUUGAUUUGUUGUGUGCCGGAGCAAAAAAUUGAAAUGAAAAAAAAAAAUUUCAAAAAAAAAAAAUUCAUUCAGUGCACCCAACGUGUCUCACUUGCUAGUGCAAUCUCCAUCUAGCUUCGCUGAAAUUAUUGCCAAUUGUGUGUACAGUUUAGUACCAUUGUACAUAAUAUUAUAACAUUAUAUAAUUAAACUAUUAUUACAUAAAGAUAAGUCUAUAUUAUAAACAUAUACUUGAUCGAAGGAUAUGGGUCACAUGUGCCGUAUAUGUGGAAAAUAUAAGAACAUUGUUCAAU